UACUCUUGAGUACUCCUAAAGGCACUGAUAAUGGCCGUGAAUAGCACUUUCACGCCGAAGGCGUCACUAACAGAAGCACCCACCAACCUGAAGGAGGCCAUUGACUGGGUCCUGAGGGUUACUGGUAGGGAUGGUAAAGAGAACAAAGAUGAAUGUAUAUGUGGCCUGGCGGCGGCAGUGGCUGACCUAUUGCAGUCAGUAGAACUGGAGUACCAUGGCUAUCAAGGUGAUACCAAGGAAGCGGAUACUACCGGGAAAAACAAUCUGGCCACCGAAAAGCAAGUCACAGACCGCCUCAAUGGACUAUUCUCCCUGGUACAGGGUCUGGGUGGCACUGCAGUGGUCCGGACCUAUAUAGACCAGUUGGCACAGAUACUCAGUGCACUCGUUGGGUGGAGUAAGAUAGAGACGUGUAAGGGCAGUGGGUGCAAAAGCACGGAUGGUAGUAGGAAUUGCAAGUAUGGUGGCAAAGGUCACGGUGGAUCACAGUGCUGCUGCAGCUCAGGUGGCGCUGCACAACACAAGGGCAGUCCCUGGUGUUGCAAGGAAAAUGGUGGCAGGAGGACUAUGAACUGCGCCAAUGGUUGUUGCAGUCAUGGUGGCCCGAGCUGCAAGUAUCUAGAUGAUGUAAAUGAUAAUGACAACUGUGACAAGUGUGAAUGUAAGAUAUUCGACGACAACGGCCACCACCUGGGCAGAGGGUGUACAAGGUGUAAGGGUAGUGGUGGUAGUGAUUGUAGCUGUGAAAGCGAUUGUACUACUUCUGGUAAGUGCAAAUGCGCUGGAAAAGGCAAAUGCUGCAAGUGUUAUUGCACGAGUUGUUCGAAGUGUAAGAUGGAUGCGAAGUGCGUUUGCACCACCGAGGAGAGCAUUAUACUAUCCAGAUCAACAUACGUAGAGGUCAGCAUAGAGCGCUAUAUGUCAUCAUACUCAAAAAACAAACACAAUCAUCCAACAUGGAAUGAUCUGAAGGAAAGUGCUUCUAAUCGCCACCACUGUGCCCAAAUCCUCCUGGGAUCAGUAUGUCUCAUCUGGAGUGGCAUUACUUAUAUGUAUUGGACUGGAAAGUGGGCCACGGGUAGUCCAUACUGGAAUAAUCACAUCCUGGAUGGCAGUGGCCUAGAUGAUGGUACACUAUCCCAAUGGUUACAGGCCCUAGGGUUUCCUAGGGAUAUGUUGAAUAACGGUGGUCCUGGAAAUAGAAUGGAUGGACUGAUUAACGAUGAGUUAAAGGAGAGGUUGUUUCUAGGGUUUAUUCACCCUGAUGACGAAGCUGCGAAGGAAACUUGGGGUAAUACAGCUAGAGUGCCAACAAGUAUGAACUGUGCAGGAUUUGUACACACUAUACAUAGGGAUUCAUUUCAUCAGGGAGCUACUGUGUUCAGGAAUGGCACUACCUCUGGUAAUACUGACCAGGAUAUUAACCAGCACAAACGAGGUGCUCUCUUCAAACUCUAUAUCCUAUCAUGUGCCUAUUUUACAGGGUUACAGAAAAAGACUACUGAGAGUAAUAGUCUACGUCACCCGAAGACCAUCCGGGAAAUCUUAUACUGGCUUAGUGCAUUGCCAUAUAGUACGGCAUACCCCAAAAUACUGCAGCACGGCAAAGAGAGACUAGAAGAGGUACUCAAGAAACCCGGGGAUAGUGACUCUACCAAUGGAGAGACACAACUUAAGUUUCACCAAACAGGCCGCGAUUAUCCCAUUACAGUAGAUGAAUACAACCUCUUUGCCCACUUCCAAGCAGUGACUCAGUACUGCCCACUGGUCCUCAUAGGUAUCCAAGGUGGACUCAAAGGCACUGACGAAACACUAGGACCUCCCAUCCACUCCCUCUACGCCAACACGGAGUGCCACUUCACCUACCCAGCAGUGCCCAUUCAAGCAUACAACCAGGUGGUCCACUACAUUAGGGCUCUGUUCUACCAGCUCUACUUCCUAAGGAAGCAAUGUGCCGUGAAGGUUACUUGUGGAGGCAAAUGGCGUGAAUGUAGGUAUGGAAAUGGGGUAGUCUCCAAGGGGGUAAUUAGCUGGAUGUGCCUGGGGUGUAGCCCCAUGGAACAUGAUAGGAAAAAGAGGGUGGGGAAGGUAAAGGGGGAGUUGAGAAAAGUAGUGCCCCAGGGGACAUCAGAGGAGCUCGUGAAGGCCCUAAAGGAAUUACUUUUGAAGAUUGGUGAUGUAGUGGUACAAUUGGGUAAUGCCCAGGAGAGGUUGGAUAGGGGAGAGAUUGUUCUGACGGGAGUGAAGAAUGCACUAAAUAAAGUAUUUGCAGGGGUGUAUCCGAAUGGGAAGUAUGGGAAGAAUUUUAAGGAUGUACUAUAUGAGGUACUAGAGAAAUUGGAGGAGGAGAAGGUGAAGGGACUAGAGAACCUGAAAGGAAUCAAGCAUGAUGGGGAGACAUCACAGGCAAUAAGUCAGGCCAGGAAGGCACUAGAGGCGGCUAAAAAGAACGCUGGAAAAGGUGCUGGUUAUAUUGAUCCAUGUAAGAAUGCGGUGAGUGCUGCUAUCCAUGGGUUUCAUCAGGUAUUGGAGAUAUUUAAGAAGUGGUUCACAGAUACAUCAAAAGGGCUCGACGGUCACAAAGAGGGACUGUUAAAAGCUACAGAGCAACUCAUCUCCAUCUGCACCUCUCCCAAAUGCAGCGCAUGUGCAAAGCACAUCGACAAGUGUGGCCGACAGGGAGAAAAAAAGACCUGUGAGAAGUGCCUCCAACCCACUACCACUGGUGUCCCCUCCCCCCUCCAGGCAUUUCUCGAUGACAGGUUACCAGGUUUUAGUUGUAGAGAGGUGGUGAACGAUGAGAGCGCACAGCCAGACUACCCCUUGGCUUCAUCCCACUUAGGACACUGUAAUGGUUCCGGUCAGUGCUGCCCACUGCCAAUGGGUUUUAGAAAUCAAUUCUAUAGUGGCACCAGUGACAGUACCGGCCAACGCCUCUAUGGCAUCCUGUACUUCUUCAGUAACGAGAACAUGAUGCAGUCUUGUGUUUAUACACUAGUGAGGGUCACAGCAGCACUCAGUGCCACCACACCACAGGUAUUGGGUGACGUCUUUGGGUUCUUUAGGGGUGGUGUAGGAAACAAGGAGGAGGGAGAGAAGAAGGGACAGAACAAGAAAUGUGAUCACGUUAGUAAUCCAAGUGACCAAUCAAAGAGGGAAGAAUACUUUUGCGGCUGGUGUGCCUCUGGGUUACGGGAUGUAGUACAAAAGAUAGAGUGGAUACCCAAUGGGAACAGUACUCCAGGAGGGCACUACAUGGACAAAGUCGGUAAAGCGCUAAGAGAUAUUAAGGGGGACAAAGGGGAUAGUGCUGCUGAACAAAACAGUACUACUUCCCUCUCAACGCUCACUGACGGCAACCACUACGUAUCCCCCCUAACCGGUGAGCUGUACACCGCAGUGAGUGCCACUUUCGGUAACACAUACCUCUCAUGGGUACUAUACCUAUCAGAUGCACUUGAAGGUGGAUUAAAGUCACUCUCUGAGGCAUUCCGUAAUAUUGAAUGCCGGGGCUGUAAGGGUCAGUGUGACCCCAAUAAGUGCAAGAAGGGUGAACACGGUAAAACUACUGGGGACUCCAAGAGCACUCCACUAUGUAACUGCCAAUCAAUCGUAUCAUGUACCGGGGUACUGCCGGUAUUGUAUAGACAUGGCUUCAGCUACGGUAACCCAUUCAAUCUGGAGGGGUAUGAACAGAAAGAGGAGGAGGAUUUGCAGUUCGACAUUGAGGACACGAAGAAAGCUAAGCAGUGUCAUGAGUUCCUAGAUAGCCUGAAGAAGGUAAUAGAGAACGCUGAGAAAGACAAGCAGGACCAGGCCACUAAAGAACACCCCCUCACCAACCUCCUCACCCAGGUCGGCCAACUCCAAUACGACAUACGGCUCCCCUGGAUCUUUGUGCUGACCUUAGCCUGGCUAGUGGCAGUGCUAUACCUUGCCUUUGGAGCCAUAUGGCCACUGGACUGGACACAUAUGAGGUCACACUGGUUACGGGGUGGAGAACACCAGUGGCAGUGUAUGUGGUAUAAGGUGAUGACGGGACGGAAGGGAGUGGAGCUGAUGGAGUAUUUUGGUAAGACAUAGUGGCGCCUUCGGCGCAACGG
This is a messenger RNA of Babesia bovis T2Bo, 4103 nucleotides long. RefSeq names its product variant erythrocyte surface antigen-1 alpha subunit. Bases 31 to 4083 code for a protein of 1350 amino acids. NCBI's taxonomy places the organism in Eukaryota, Apicomplexa, Aconoidasida, Piroplasmida, Babesiidae. The transcript has 3 exons. The record is from RefSeq and is a predicted model, not a curated record.